This is a messenger RNA of Trichogramma pretiosum, 1284 nucleotides long. Its product is annotated as PR domain zinc finger protein 16-like. Lineage: Eukaryota; Metazoa; Arthropoda; Insecta; Hymenoptera; Trichogrammatidae. The transcript is spliced from 3 exons. The record is from RefSeq and is a predicted model, not a curated record. Bases 175 to 1077 code for a protein of 300 amino acids. Gene Ontology annotation, cellular component: nucleus.
UGUCCGCAACAAAACGGCUCGCCCCGGCCGAAACAUUUAUAUAGUGGCAACGAAAACAGAAAUAACAUAGGAAAAUCGACUUUUUAUGCUAGCGAUGUGUGGUCUCGAUAAACUAAGUGCCAUGUAUCGUCGUGUGUCGUCAGUUCAGACAGGUCUAGUUGACUAAGUGCAAUAAUGCCGAGGUGUUUAAUGAAGUACGUGAGAUCGAGACACGCCGAUCGCGACGAUGAGCGGAAGCAUAAACUAACGUGGAGUACAACUUACAGUAGAAAAACUGAUUCCAAAGGAGCUGAUCCGUUUAUGAAGAAUGGAAAAUUUGAUUUUGACAGUGUAUCCACUGAAGUAUCUUUUGUAACUGGUUUUCAUUUGCAAGAAAAAUACAGCUCAUUUGAACAUGUUCCUGCUGAUACAAGAAAGUCCACAGAAAACAGUACUAUUGUUCAUUUGUCAGUCGCUCAGUUGAGUAGAACAGAAAUGGCGACAGCAUUAGGCCUUCAAUCUUCUCAAGUUGUCGAAAUUGAAGUGGCUACUGCAGAUAACAAAAAGCAAAAGCCCAUUGAAAUUGUCUUACAGGAGCAAGUGAUACAGGAGAAAGUGACAUUUUAUAACCAAAUGCAAAAAUCAGAAAUAGCAAUAUGUAAACAAAUGCAAAGUAAAGAAACUUUGCAGUGCAAUCAGAAACCAGAAGCGAAUAUUACUGAAUUUGAGUCUAAAGAAAAUGAAAGCCCUAAUAACUUAAUUGUCAAUAAAGGAGAAUCUCCAACCAGUCAAAGGAUGUCCAAUAGAAGAAGUAAAUCAUUACACUUUUGUCGAUACUGUCAUAAAUCCUUUGAUCGACCAUGGGUAUUGAAAGGUCACUUGAGACUUCACACUGGUGAAAGACCAUUCAGAUGUCCUUUUUGUAACAAGUCCUUUGCGGAUAGAUCCAACUUACGAGCUCAUCAAAGAACAAGGAAUCAUCACGAGUGGCAGUGGAGAUGCGAGCUGUGCUUCAAGGCGUUUUCGCAACGUCGAUAUCUAGAUCGGCAUUGUCCCGAAGCUUGUCGCAAAUAUAGAUUAUCUCAAAGAAAAGAAUAGAAUUACUUUAUUAUUGAAAAUAUCUAAUGCAAAGCCAAAGAUAUUAGAAUCAUGUGUUAAUUCAGAGUUUUAUCAUGUUUAAAUUAUAAAUUGUGUAUAUUAUAUUAUUAUUGAAAAAAUUCAGAAUUUUAUUGAAAUUGAAAAGGUUAACAGGUUACCUAGAGGCUUAAUUCUGUAUGUUUGAUUCAAUGAGACAUGUUGUUGGAC